Messenger RNA from Penicillium taxi, 2127 nucleotides. RefSeq names its product bifunctional K:H/Na:H antiporter NHX1. The coding region runs from base 1 to 2127 and encodes 708 amino acids. Gene Ontology annotation, molecular function: sodium:proton antiporter activity. The record is from RefSeq and is a predicted model, not a curated record. The transcript has 5 exons. NCBI's taxonomy places the organism in Eukaryota, Fungi, Ascomycota, Eurotiomycetes, Eurotiales, Aspergillaceae. Gene Ontology annotation, cellular component: late endosome; fungal-type vacuole membrane; early endosome. Gene Ontology annotation, biological process: proton transmembrane transport; sodium ion transport; vacuolar acidification.
AUGGCUAGUCAACUCAUGGGCGAUGCCUUCCACGCUCUGCUUCGGCGAGCGACGGAAGAUACGGACCCCGAUGAUGCACCAGACUCAGGCUCCAAGGAGAUGAGCAGCUCAUGGGCGCUUUUCAUCAUGAUAAUGCUGUUGAUGUUUGCACUAUUCACCAGCUACAUCCUACAACAGAGAAAGAUCCAAGCUGUCCACGAAACAGUUUUGUCUAUUUUUGCAGGAAUGUUUGUCGGACUAAUCAUUCGAUUAACCCCCAAAUCCACCCUCCAGGAUAGCGUCGCCUUCGACUACCAGUUCUUCUUCAACCUCCUCCUACCCCCAAUUAUUCUUGCCUCGGGAUAUGAGCUUCAUCAGGCGAACUUCUUCCGACACAUCGGCACAAUCCUCACCUUCGCCUUUGCCGGUACCUUCAUUUCGGCAAUCGUGCUCGGACUGGUUCUCUGGCUCUGGACGCGUAUCCCACUGGACGGGCUUAACAUCUCCUUCGUUGAAGCGAUAUCCGUCGGCGCGACGCUCUCCGCUACGGAUCCAGUUACAAUCCUGGCUAUCUUCAACCUUUACAAGGUCGAGCCCAAGCUGUACACAGUGAUUUUUGGCGAGUCGAUCCUAAACGACGCUGUCGCUAUUGUUCUUUUCGAGACGGCCCAGAAAUAUGCAGACAGCGAAGCCAGCUCUCUGACCCUCCUCAACCUCUUUGAGGCCAUCGGUCUAUUCUUGCUUGUGUUCUUCGGCAGUAUGUUGGUUGGCAUCAUUGUUGGAAUUGCAACUGCACUAGGUCUCAAGUAUACUUUGGUACGGCGCAUGCCCAAGAUUGAGAGCUGCCUUAUUUUCCUCAUUUCUUACGCUAGUUAUUUCUUUUCUAAUGGCGUUCACUUGUCCGGCAUCGUGACGCUUCUAUUCUGCGGAAUCACCUUGAAGCACUAUGCCUACUACAACAUGUCACGCCGCACGCAGCUAACCACGAAGUAUCUCUUCCAAGUCAUGGCCCAGCUAUCAGAGAACUUUAUCUUCAUUUAUCUAGGGCUAGACUUGUUCGUUGAAUCCAACCUACAGUUCAACCCGCUAUUCAUCCUUGUGGCUGUUUUUGGCAUCUGUCUUGCCAGAUAUCUGGCCGUGUUUCCCCUUUCAAAGGCAAUCAAUUGGUUCAUCCGUUACAAAGCCCGUCGUCGUGGCGUGGAAGUUGCAGAUGAGCUUCCGUUCGCGUAUCAAGCGAUGCUCUUUUGGGCUGGACUGCGUGGCGCCGUCGGUGUUGCACUGGCUGCGGGUUUAACGGGUGUCAAUGCGCCAGCCCUACGAGCUACGGUAUUGGUAGUUGUUGUGUUGACAGUCAUUAUCUUCGGUGGCACCACGGCGCGCAUGUUGGAGAUCAUGGGCAUCCGAACCGGAGUGAUCGAAGAACUCGACUCUGAUGACGAGUUUGAUAUUGAGAUCACCCACGGCGGGACCUACUAUAAGCGCUCUGAUACCGCUCUAGGCUAUACGCCGCGUCGCUCUGGCUCAAACAUCCCUCUAGAUGGCGUUACCACCCCUGGAGGGCGUAUUUCUCUCCGAGAGCGUAAUGAUAGCUACUCGACCGGCAACAAUCGCCGCCCUAGCCCACCGCGGGGUCACACCCGGAUGUACUCAGCCGCAUUCUCGGCCAAAGAUAUGCAAGCGCGACGUGACCGUUCAUCGACCGCAACAUUGCUCAACGGCGGCAAUGCCGGGCCCAGCAGCCGAAGCAACAGCAGUAUCGGUGGUGGUGGUAGCGACGAUGAGUUCGGCCUUCCACCCUCAGGUAAGAGCCGGGCAGACCAAGUUACCCACCCCGACGAUUUCGACUUGGACCUCGAGAUCUCUGACGAUGACCUUCCACCAGCAGCUGGGGGAGCAUCCCGUCUGCGCCGAUCCGCAUCGCAUGUAUCUUCAGCAGGAUCACACACGCCAUCACCUCACAUCGCGUCCGAGAACCCGUCUCCCACCCGCCAACAAACUGGUCUCAGUGCCCGCGAGGCUCUCCGGGACCUGUGGUCCGGUGGUGCGACAGGUGAUCACGCUGCAUGGUUCCGCCAAAUUGAUGAGGACUACAUCAAACCGACACUAUUACUUGAUCAGUCCAAUUACAAGGGACCUGGAGCGGUAUAA